GGUUUAUUCCAGCAGAGAAGCAGCCUUCCAGAAUCAAUAGCUGCACUGAGAUACAAACAACCUCGCCAGCUCUAUCUCCUCAACAAAAUGUCUUCACCCCCACGCAAACCCACACUCAAAGUUCUCGAACCCUUCGAUCAAGGCAAAGAAGCAGGUAAACAGGCAUACCGUGAGGACAGAGUAGAGGAACUACUUAAAUUCCAGUACUCGGAAGAAUACUUCAAAGGUUACGAGGCAGGUGUAAAAGCAGAAAAGAAUCUCAGAAUCCCCGGCACCGAAGAAUGGGAAGCUGAUAGGAUUGCCAAAGGGGCCCAAAAAGCCAAGGAGCUCGAGCUAUUCGAGAGAAUCGGAGAGGAAAAGGCCAAAGAGGCUAGAAGAAUUAAGGAAGCGACUGAGGCUGCUCAUUGCGAUGCUGUUAUGUUUCACAGGGAAGUUGAUAAGUCUCGAGGAGCGUCGAAGGAGGAGUUGAAUGAAACUUUUGGGAUGAAUAUGACCUUUGCAGACAUGGGAAGAAUUUUAGAAAUUCACGGCCCUCGUGCGCAAUUGGAUGGGGAUGGCCAGAUUAAGGGCGGGCUUGAGCGUGGGGAAUACAGAUAAAUGAAGUAAUUGACACUCAUAAAUAGCUGAGUUGUUGGGGUUGGGGAGACAAAAGUUUGCUGGUCUAAUAAUUCCUCGGGUCAUAUC
Messenger RNA from Botrytis cinerea B05.10, 684 nucleotides. RefSeq lists its product as hypothetical. The record is from RefSeq and is a predicted model, not a curated record. NCBI's taxonomy places the organism in Eukaryota, Fungi, Ascomycota, Leotiomycetes, Helotiales, Sclerotiniaceae. The coding region runs from base 88 to 597 and encodes 169 amino acids. The transcript is spliced from 3 exons.